Protopterus annectens (West African lungfish) is the source of this 9800-nucleotide messenger RNA. It is a transcript of the gene LMTK2, whose product is annotated as lemur tyrosine kinase 2. Gene Ontology annotation, biological process: protein phosphorylation. Gene Ontology annotation, molecular function: protein kinase activity; ATP binding. The transcript is spliced from 14 exons. The coding region runs from base 350 to 4888 and encodes 1512 amino acids. NCBI's taxonomy places the organism in Eukaryota, Metazoa, Chordata, Ceratodontiformes, Protopteridae. The record is from RefSeq and is a predicted model, not a curated record.
GCCUUGGUUUCGGUAAAACCUUGAUCGUGACGUAGGACAACAUGGCGUUGCUAGAGGGUUGUCUGGAUAUGGGAUUCUCAGUAAACUGUUGAUUUGUUUAUUUUGUCUUGGAAUGCUGUAGUUCAUAGGAAUUUGGUUCUGUUUAUACUUUCUUGGAUACAUUUUGGACAGAAUGCUGGCUUUUUACGUUAAUGUGCAAAUUCCCUGGAGUCAUUGUAAAGAAUGCGAGAGGAUCGCUCGAAAAUGUUGGCCGCUGGUAACAUUCUGUUCCACCAAGUUAUAGCACAGUAUAAACAUCGUGGGACCUCAUCUCUGUGUGUGACACAGGAGUUGCCACUGAAGUGUAGCCAUGGGGCAGUUCAGGUUUCACUGGCUGUGUCUGGCUCUUUUAUUGACACUGGGCAGUAUUUGGAGCGCUCCACUUCCGGAAACAGGUGCAGGGAAGUCAUCAAUUGAAGGUGUUUCUGCUUUUUUCAUCCUGCUUUCUGUUGGUAGUGUAAUUCUGUUGGUAGCCGUGAUUCUGACUUGUGUUUCCUGCUGUAAGGAGCCCAAAAUAAAUUUCAAGGAAUUUCAAGAUCAUUUUUGUGAAGAACCUGAUUUUAUACCUCCGGCAGAAGACACCCCAUCAUUUCAUUCACCAGCAGAGGUGUAUACACUGUCAAAUCCUAGCAGUUCUUAUGCAGAGACAUGUGCACCACCUCAACUUGCACGCCACAGUCUGAGCUACAUCCAAGAAAUUGGAAAUGGCUGGUUUGGAAAGGUUCUUCUGGGAGAAAUGUGCACAGAUAAUGGCCUGUCAAAAGUAACUGUAAAGGAGCUGAAGGCAGUUGCAACCACAGAAGAGCAGACAGAGUUUCUGAAAGAGGGAAAGCCAUACUGUGUUCUGCAACAUCCAAACAUCGUACAGUGCUUGGGGUGGUGUGUGGACUCUAUACCCUUUUUGCUGGUAUACGAAUGCUGUGAAAUGGGUGACCUGAAAACCUACCUGCGCUGUCGAGAGAGGCCAAUCCCUGGAAGUGCAUUUAUUGAUGUUCUACAGAGAAUGGCAUGUGAAAUUGCUGCUGGUAUUGCUCAUUUGCACAGACAUCAGUUUGUGCACAGUGACCUGGCAUUGCGGAACUGUUUCCUCUCUAAAGAUUUGGUUGUAAAACUUGGUGAUUAUGGAACUGGUGCCAGCAGAUACCAGGAGGAUUAUGUUAUAGAUGAGGACAUCUGUGUUCCUCUCCGGUGGACAGCACCUGAACUUGUGAUGGAUAAUCGAGGAAAAUUAGUAGUGGGAGAUGAAACAAAAUGCAGCAAUGUAUGGUCACUAGGUGUUACCCUCUGGGAGCUCACAGAGAACGGUGCCCAGCCAUAUAUUCACCUUUCUGAUAAAGAAGUGCUGAUCCAUGUCUUAACAGAGCAACAGGAAAAAUUAUCCAAACCCCUGCUGGAUCUGCCUUAUUCGGAUAGAUGGUAUGAAGUCAUGCAGUUCUGUUGGUUACCAUCAGAUAAGAGGGCUACAGCAGAAGAAAUACAUAGAUUGUUAACUUACCUGCGUGCACAGAGUCAGAGGCAGUACGAUGAUGAGUUUGAGCAACGCUGGAACAGCCUAAAGCCCAACACUGAUAGGCUGGCCAUAGUUCAAGACCCUGCAUUUCCAAUCCUAGAGCAGUUUACUGCUGAUCAGCCCAGCCAAGAAAUGGAUGACAUCCUUACAGUAACUGAAUCAAGCCGAGGGCUUAGCUUUGAGUACAUUUGGGAGGCUGCUAAACAAGAUCAUUUUGAUGAUCAACACCUUGAAAGUGGUGACAGGACCUUGAACUGCCAUAGUAUUUUUUUCCCUUCAGCAUCCAGUGAACAGUCUGCGCAGUUAAUAAGAGAUCAUCGUCCAGAAGCAUUACCUGGAGCACCAGGGGUUGUUCCUGUCUAUGAUUCACACAAACGUUUUGCUGAAAAUGAGCAUUACAUUCAGCUGGAAGAUCAGGGAGAGAGUAUUGUGGGUUAUGAGGAAGACUGUAGUUCUCUAGCCACCACACUACACCCACCUGAAAUACCUUUAGGCAAGAUUGUAGAGCACUUCAUUUUGAGAGACAGUGAUGUUGGUGAAUCUAGUACAGAUCUGGAUCUAAGUUAUGAAAAUAAAUCUGUGGUCUUGAACUGCUCUGAAGAUUCAGAGUAUUGUAAGGACCCCAUCAGUGCUUUCCAUGGUAACAUAUUUAGUGAUGCUCAAAAAGAGGACUCACCAUUGAACAGAAGUUUGUUUGAGCUUCAUGGAGUUUCAGAGUUCAUGAAGUCUGUCGAUGAAGGUUCAGAUUUGGAAACUCCUAUGGAGUCUUUAGUCAACAAUAAUUCUGAAUUGGAAUGUACAGUUGAUUCUUUCUACUCCUUUGCUAACCAACCAGUUCUAAAGUUUCUAUCUUCACAAAAACUGUCUGACAAUUAUUUGUUUCUUCAGGAAAAUAAUUUAUUAAAAGAGCCAUGUUCUAAUAAGGAAAGUAAUAUUGAAUCUAGUCCAGAGCAUGUAGAUGAUGCCUCAAAACUAUUUUUGGAUACAGGCUUUAAAAAAGACAUAGAAAGAUUAAAUGACAGUUCUUUCAUUAAAUUAACUAACAAUAAUCAUGAAUCUUGCAGUUUAUCACAUGGCUAUGGGCAAUGUCUCAUUCAGAAACAGGAAAACCAGACUGCCACAUCCUUAGUAGUUGAUUUAAAUAGUUCUCCUCAUUUGAUAAUGGGUAAUACAGAUCUGCCUUCAGUUGCAGUAGCAGAAGGUUUGUCAAACUCACAUCAGUAUAAGCCUUUUAAAAGACUUGAAGAGGGUAAUGCUGAAAACAAUGUUUUAGAUUUAGCAAGUGGUAAUUCAUUUACCUCUAGUAUGGUAAAAUACAAUGUUUCUUGCUGCCAAAAUACAACCUGUGUGCACUGCACAGAAAGCUGUGUUGCUGAAUUACUCAACACUGAUGCCAAAGAACGAAGCCUUAGUAAGGACUAUUUAUUUUUAGAAGAAGGUAGACUUGAAAAUGAAAGAAAUCUGGUGUCUAAUGAUCGAAAUGUUACUGGUGAUGUAAAUAGUUUUUCUAAAGAUGAAGGACUUAGGACAUUUGUACAGGAAACUCAUAAUUUUUCAAUCGUACUAGAUUCUGUACCAGAAAAAAAUGUCUCGAUAUUAGACAAAUCAUUUGGAACACUUAAUUUGUUAGGUAACUCUUCAUCUGGAACCUUUGAGUGUAAUGUAGCUGCUGAACUGAACUGCCAAGACAGCUCAUUACAGUCCAAGUUAGUUAGCCCUGUCAAACGUCCAGACACCGAUACUGAAACACAAAACACUGUAAGUAUACUAAACCUGCAUUCAUUGGCAGAAUCAUCAGAAGCACAGUUUUCUCAGAAACUUUUGCCACCUGAUAAACCUGCAGAUAGUGGCUAUGAAACCGAGAACCUUGAAUCUCCUGAGUGGACUUCCCAGCUUCCAGGUAGUAUGGUUUCAAACACGGUUAUUUCAUCAGCAGUAGGAGGUCAUGGUGAGCAAUGUUUUAGUCCUUUGCCACCAAAUCCAUUUAUUGUAAUAUCAGAAAGCAGCCCUAGACAAGAGUAUGAGAGAGAUGACUUCAGUUUACCUGACAAACCCUUAAAUUCUGCUCACAAUGCAUAUAGGGAUUCUGCUUACUUUUCUGAUAACGACUCUGAACUCGAUAAGAAGUCUGAUGAUAUCAUUGACACUGGUGGUCAUAUUGAGACGGUGCUUGUAAGUGAUGAAGAUCACGGUAGAGAACAGAUUAGUAAUCCUGAAGCUUUAAUUGGUUUUAAUGACUCUGUUUAUGAACCAAAAAAGAAACUGCAGUUGGAAGCACAGUUCUUUGAUGAAUUAGUUGGGGAUGCUUCAGAAGUGAAUAAGUCCUUUUCUGAACAAACAGAACUGGAUAGUAUGGACUUUCCUGAAAAUCCAUUUGGAAAUGUUCUACCAUACAUAACAUUACAUCAUCAAGGUAGCCAAAUAGCACUUAAUAAGAAUGAUACUGGAAACAGUAUAUUGCAGUAUCCCAAUGAAAGUUUUUCUGAUUUAAUUACUAAUCAGAAGUCUAUGGAAGGAACGUCUGAAUCCCUUAAGGCUUCAGACAUUUCUUUGACUUUUGAAACAAUUCUAGACAAGCCGUUAUCAUAUCAUUCUGAGGGUAUAAAGCUGAAAGAGCCUGAUGUUGAAGGAAGAUAUCUGGGCAAACUUGACAAGUCAGCAAUUACUGAUGUUGAAGAUGAAAUAGAUGCAGAUGAAGAAGAAUACAGUGAUGAUUCAGAUGAUGGUCAUGUCAAUGACUUUGACCAUUUCAGUUCAGACAGCGAUGACGGAACUGUGCAUUCACAUCCUGUUCCAGUUGUGGUUAUGGACAGUGAUGAUCAUAUUAAUUUAAAAAGUUUAUUGAAAAUUUAUAAAGGUAGAGCUCUACUUGGCACUGGGGAAGAAGAGCCUGAAAUAAAAAAAGCAGUUUCAUUCUUUGAUGAUGUAACUGUCUACCUCUUUGAUCAGGAGACACCAACCAAAGAACUGAGUAACCGUUCACCACAAGCAAAUAGUCAGGUUUCUGACUAUAGGAGUCCUGCCACAUCUUCAGGUCUUAGCUCUUUGCACAGAUUUACAAGUUCAGAUAGUUCAACAGAUGAUGAAGGUGGUGGACUUGAAUGGGAUGAUGACUUCUCAUGUCUUGAUACCACUUUAGUAUUCACUGCUGAAAGUCAUAGCUCUUCUAAAGGCUGUCCAGCGGAUUCAUCCAGAUACUCCUCCCUUGAUCCAGUUCCUCGAAUACCUGAGCCAAAGUGGUUGCAGUCUUCAUACUCAACAUUCUCUACAUCUCUCACCCAUCUUACUGACUCAGAUAUAGAACAAGGAGGAAGUGGCGAAGAUGGUGAAAAAGAUUAGUUGCAGUUUCCUCUCAACGUGUAUGGCAACAUUUCCACUGUACACCAAGAAGAAGCAAAUGGCAACAGCUUUCAGGAGUGGAUGUCAAGAUCUUCCAGAGCUUAAGUGUCUCAGUACAGCACUAGUUAAUGCAAACCAGGACUGCAAAACAAGACUGCCCUACCACCACUAUAAAUGGUCUUGCUUUAAGUUUUAUAACAAGUCGAGUUUCAGUUGGCCAAGUCAAAUCAACAAGUAAAGGUUGCCUUGCUUUAAAUGUCUUACGGUCUCAAGCAUAAUUAGCUGUCUGAGUUAUAUGUCAGUUAACAAUCUUCAUCGCCGCAUUAAAGUGGCAUGAAAAGCAUACUUUGAUCCAUAAAGACCAUACUGCUCCCCUGCACAGCCCUUUCAGGUUUUCUGUCUUUUGCUGUCUUCUUUAUUGAUAAUUAGAGCACAGAAUGCAGUAUUGUGACCCUUUACCUGGGAAAGGUGCAUGCAUUUAUUGAACUGUGAAUGCAAAUUUUGCUGUUUUGCGUAGUAUGUUGCAAAGCUCAUUGGCUGGUUUUGUAGUAAUUUACCUAAAGAUUUCAUUCAGAGCUGUGCCUUAACAAAAUAUAAGAAUUUAAAGGGCACUAAAGAGCAUGGCUCACAACUGUGUCUGAUUUUGCCAAGGAAGUGAAUAGCAGAGUGGGACACAGGUCAUCAUUACUACUUCACAGAGCUUGGUUCUGCGGGUUGGUUGUUAGCUGGGGUGUCUCUUCCUGUGGAGUUUGCUUGUCCUUUCUGUGUUCAUGGGGGAGAGUUGGCAGAUGAUCCAGUUUCCUCCCACAUUCCAAAGACAUGCUGUGGGAUGUAUUGUCAGUCCUUCAAUUUGGCCUGCAGAACAGUGAGUAGGUGUCCUGCACUGGACUGGCAUGUUGUACAGGUUUUUUUUUCUGUCCAUUGAGUGCCAAAAUGUAUGCAGUUCCCCCAUGGCCGUGAAUCAAAGGUAGGAAGUAUCAGAGAAUCAGUAAAUUAAUGGAGUUUUCCUUGUCUCACAUUAAAUGAGUCUGACAAGACACAUCAAGGAUUACAGGAAUUAAAUAAUGCAAUCACUGAUGUUGCACAUCUUAACAUUCAGAAAGUGCAUUAUGAGUACAAAUCUCAUUGUUUAAUUGUAUAGUGUCAGUAUUUAAAAAAUGCCUUGAUUUGGGAAGUUUGUCUCUGAUUAUAUGUGGCUUUGCUUAUGGUUGUUGAACUUACAAGGUUGAGAGCUGUGUCGCUUUGUCAGCCCUCAUUAAUGUAGCACUUUUAGUUGUAUUUUUUUGUGAAAAUUCACUGUCUCUAUCCUGUUAAUGUAAGUAAACCUGGAAGUAAUUUGUCCUUAAUACAGUGAAUUAAGUACAAAAAUGAGAAGAAGUGUUAAGAAGCACCUAGAAAUAGUUUUGCAAAUUAUGCAAACCCUCUUAUUAGAUGUUUACUUUCACAAAGUGUAAAACAGAAAACCUAAUGUCUACAUAACUGCGUACUAAAAUGCAACCAGCAGAGAGCUCCUAUUUGCCGCCAGUCAUUAGACAUGCAACAAACACUUCCUUUUAUGCUAAUAACAAAGUAUAGUACAGUAUAUUCUGUACUGGUAUUUGUAUCUGUCUCUUUGAAUUUCCUGUGAUAAGCAUCCGUAUAACAUCAAACAGGAGGGCAAAUCAUAAAACAUACUUCAGGUAGUAUUUACUGCUCAUGUGCAUAGCUACCCUACUUUAAUUUAGACUUGCAAAAAGCUGUCCUAAGUAAAUUACUUAAUUUUACUGCCAGGUUACUAAUCAGCACCAUGUCUGUAAUUGUACGAAUACUGAAAGCUGUGGCAUUGAAUUUAACAGUGCUUAACUAUCAAAUACUUUCUAACCAGGAAUAAUCUAGCAGCCAGCAAAAAUUAUGUUAUCACACUGGUUCAAGGCACUCUACUGCACCAAGUGGGGGGCUCUGACAUCAGCCUGUUCUAACUCCAAGAUUACACAAACUCUGUGUAAAGGAAUUAUUUGAUUUUGUUUGCCCCAAAGGUUGUAAUACCUUGGUGUAAGCAUAUGUAGGUGGUGUUGGUGAUGUGACAAAGCCACAGGGUUGCCCCCCCCCCCCCACACACACACACCGUACAGUAGCACAUUAUUGUGUGUGUUAAGCUAGGCUAUGCAUAUCCUGGUUAUUAUUUCAGUGUUUGUCCUUCUACAGUUUUAGUAGGAUAUGUUAAUUUACUUCUGAUUUGGUGGAACUGUAGCUGGUUUUAUGUAAUGUAACCAUCAUAGCCUCUUAUUGUACCAGAGAUAUGAUCAAUAUGAGACUUUUUUUAUGACAGCUGCACUGCAAAAUAGUGCAGUUCUUGUCACCUGCAACCCUAUUUGAAACUGUUGUUCAUGCCCAUUGUCCUGCUUGACUGGCCUCCAUUCAAUCACUGUAUGAUGCACCCCUAAUCACAGUGAGCUAAGAACAUUUGAAGGAGUGUGCUGAGUGUAUGUACUAUGUUUAACUCUUGAGUUUUAAAUGGGUUAUUUAGCUGAAUCCAAAGAAAAUGCUCUAUACAAGUUCCAGGGUGUCCUAACCUUUUACUCAGUACUAGCAGUUUUAGCAGAGACCACUAACAGAAUAUUCUGUGCCUCACCAGUGGCAUCCUGUCUCAUCAUGUUAUAACCAUGUCCCAGAUUGUACUGCAGUUUGUUUCCUGUGUAACACUUUCUUCAAGAAGUCCCCCAUCUCCGUGUAUACCCUAACUCAGGGUAGUAUUUUGUUGUAGUCAUUGCUCACAAGUGAAAUGCAUCUAGUAGCAGCUGGCUGCUGUGUCAGUGACAUAGCUAAUACUUUCUCAGAGCCAGUGGUAAAGUACUUAAGUUUGUCCUGCCCAAAUGUACUCAGGAAGUGGGAACUGUACUUCUUGCAUUCCAUUUCUGAAUCUUGAAUAUUUGAUUUAGAUGACAAAGAGAAGGUUGCUUCUAGCCUUGUUGUCUUAAAUCUGAGAUGGGUAAACACAAACUGAAUUAUCUACUUUCCAAAAGCAAACGUUUUCAAUUUUGCAUUGUACCCGGUGUAUUGCAGUGAUCAUCGAAUCUCUGCAUAGUGUUGUCUGUGCAUGCUGUUGCAGGAGGCACAGGAGCCACAGAAUGUGAUGUAUUAAAACAGUGGGCAUUUUGAAACAGUAUUAUUGUUCCCUUUCUCCAGCCUUAUAGUCUCUAUCAUUGUGUUACUAUAAGGUUAUUAGUUAAAUAGGGCUAUCCUUUACUGAUGAAUAUGUGGACAUGAGUAAUGCGCAUGCAGUGUUUUAGCAUUUCUUAGUUCAGAAAUGCCUAAGCUACUUAAAAAGUGCUAACAUGGCAGAGGUUUUCAAGAGAACUGAUAAGGAGCACCUUCUGCUAUUACUAAUAGCUCUGAGGCAGAACAGCAGUGCAGUUUCAGUGUUUUGGAGGGGAAUAGUAUUUACAGGGGAGAAAAAAAAUAUUUCCAGACUUGUAUGGCAUACUAGAACUACUGAAAUCACAGCUGUCAACCUCUUCACUUAAGAUCAGGGACAGAAUCCCUAAAGUGGGAAAGAUUUUUAAAUAUUUUCAUUAUUCGCUAAAUGAUAAUAAAAGGAGAUGUUUGCAGUUUAUUAAAAAUUAGAAGUAUGUAAAUAUAUUUAUGUGGACUUUUUUGGGAAUUGUAAUCCCUAACUGUUUUGACUCAAUUUUACAAAAUUUAAUGGAAGUAUAGCAAAAUUGCUAAUGUCCCUGAAAUCACAGACAGUUGAUGGGUAUGAAUUAGACAGUAUUUAUUGUUUAUAUACUUUUUCUUUCCUUUUACUUGCUGACCACCAAGCCUCCACUAAUACUAUGCCGAUUCAUUCCCCAUCGGUGGAGUGAAGACCAGUUGCAGUGGUUCCAUCAAGGCAGCUUUGAGAAUUUUUCCUUUUUCUAGCCUUAACCUUCACCUGGCAGCUGAUAUGCUUACAUAAACAUGCUGUGCCUUGUCGCCCCCUCUAAAUGCGUACAUUUCCACUCAUGCUCCAUGGAUGUAGGUUAACAGAGUGCAUAUUCUGGACCCAUACGCUGAAUGCUAUUCUCCUCUGUCUGCAAUGUAUAUUGACAUUGCAGAGUGCUGAGCCACUUCCAACACUUUCCCCAAGGGUGGGGUGAGCAGGCACCAGGCACUCCCUUCCACCCUCCCAUUUUGUGUACUCCAGCUGUCAAGUUACUAGUCAGUCCCCUGCCAUAUUGGUCACAGUUGGAGCUUAUAUCCCUGUAUGCCAUGGAGAGCCGACAGUGCAGUGUUGCAAUACAUCUGUGUUCCUAUAUUGUCCUACAGACAUUGGGUGAACUGUUAAAUGUGUGUUGGCUGUUUAGACAUGUAUUUUAUUAACAGUUCCUUUCCUCAAGCAUCUCUGAUUUGCAGUUAGUAAUUUACUGUAGGAAAUACUUCAGGUGUCCCUAAUGUGUGUUGUACUCAAAUUUUCAUUACGGAUCUUAACUGGAUGUAGAAUUUCUUAGCAUUGUUCAGUCAAUGCAGUAGUUUGGUUUUGUGCAAUAGAUGUUUUUAAGACAUGAUACCAGAAAAUGAAAAUUACUCUGGAUGAAAAGCAUAUUUGAUAACAUUGUUUUGUACAUUGCAUUAGAAAUCAUUUAAGAAAAGAAACUUAUUCAGGGCAAAUGACAAUACUUCGCUGGAAGAAAAUCAAUCACUGUUAACUUUAUUUUUAAAUACCGAAUCAGGACGUUUUAUGUUGGCAGAACGCAUAUGCAUUUGUCUUUCUGUGCACAGUUGGACUUCAGAUUUGAAACCUUUGUACCAUUAUGUCAUUUUGGAAUUCUCAAGUACUUGAAUUGUUCAUUUCUCCAGUUAUUUUUAUUGUAAUCAAAUUGCACUACAUUAAUAUUUCUGUAUUGUAUUAUAUAAAACAGCAAUUUCAACAGGUUGAUGACCUGAAUUUUCCAGA